CACGCCGACAGUGCUAUCAAGCCGCGUCUGGCUGCUUCGCGCUGGUGCAGGUGCUCUAUUUCAUCGAGAGAGGAUGCGAAAGGAAAGAAGGGGAGGGAAAGAAUGAAGGGAAACGUCGGAGAAAAGUAUGCAGGGCAUGCGUUAAAGGGUUUCAGCAACAGACAGUCUGUCUAACGUCCAGGGGCUCUGCUGAGAAUGAUUUAUUGAAAGGGGCACUUUGAGAUAUGAUGAGGUUUCUUUCUGGUUGGCAAUAGUACUAUGAUUUGGUAUGUGGCCACUUUGAUAGCAAGUGUAUUCAGCACCAGAGGAACGGCUGCUCAAGGUGCCCACGGAGUCAGAGAGGAACCCCAGUUUGUGACGGCCCGCGCUGGGGAGACCGUGAUUCUAGGAUGUGACGUGACCCACCCACUCAACGGUCAGCCCUACGUGGUGGAGUGGUUCAAGUUUGGAGUGCCCAUCCCCUUCUUUAUCAAUUUUCGCUUCUACCCUCCCCAUGUGGACCCCGAGUAUGCCGGUCGAACCAGCCUGCAUGGCAAGUCAUCUCUGCGUAUUGAGAGGGUUCGCUCAGAAGAUCAGGGCUGGUUUGAGUGCAAGGUCCUGAUGCUGGAGCAACAGUUCCACACCUUUCACAACGGCAGCUGGGUGCACCUUACAGUCAACGCUCCCCCAACUUUCACGGACACGCCGCCGCAGUAUGUUGAGGCCAAAGAGGGGGGCAGUGUCACUCUGAGCUGCACGGCCUUCGGGAAUCCCAAACCCUCGGUCAGCUGGCUCAGGGAGGGAGAGCCUGUAAGGGACAGCAGCAAGUACAAGGUAAGCGAUGGCAGCCUGACACUCGUUUCGAUCACCCGUGACGACAGAGGAGCCUACACAUGCCGAGCCUACAGUGAACAGGGAGAGGCCGUCCAUACCACGCGUCUACUUGUCCAAGGACCCCCAUUUAUUGUCUCACCUCCAGAGAACAUAACCGUAAACAUAUCCCAGGAUGCAUUCUUCACCUGUCAGGCUGAGGCGUACCCUGGCAACCUAACGUACACCUGGUUCUGGGAGGAAGAUAACGUCUUCUUCAAGAAUGACCUGAAACGCAGAGUGAGCAUUUUGAUCGACGGUUCGCUCAUCAUCUCCCAGGUGAAGCCUGAAGAUGCUGGGAGAUACACCUGCAGCCCAAGUAACAGCCUCGGACGUCCACCCUCAGCAUCGGCGUACCUGAUAGUGCAUUACCCUGCCCGUGUGAUAAACAUGCCGCCCGUUAUUUACGUGGCCAUCGGACUGCCGGGAUUCAUCCGAUGCCCGGUAGAUGCCAACCCACCUGUCACUUCAGUGAAGUGGAAAAAAGACAGCCUGCCUCUGCGGAUAGAGAAGUACCCCGGAUGGAGCCAAAUGGAAGAUGGGAGCAUUCGAGUGUCAGAGGUGACAGAGGACUCUCUCGGCACCUAUACCUGUGUGCCUUACAAUAGCCUUGGUACAAUGGGACCGUCCCCUCCCGCCCCUCUGGUGCUAAAGGACCCACCUAAAUUUCUGGUGGUUCCUGGAGGGGAGUACAGGCAGGAGGCUGGACGAGAGCUGCUCAUCCCCUGUGAAGCAGAAGGAGACCCAUUCCCCAACAUUACAUGGAGAAAGGUAGGGAAGCCCAGCAGAAGCAAGCACAACGUCCUACCGAGAGGCAGCUUACAGUUCAAAUCUCUCAGCAAGGAGGACCACGGAGAUUGGGAGUGUGUCGCCUCCAACGUCGCCACGAGCAUCACUGCCAGCACGCACAUCCUAGUAAUCGGCACAAGCCCACACGCCCCCGCCAACGUACGCGUUUCGGUCUCUGCGACCUCAGCCAACGUCACGUGGGAUCCCGGUUACGAUGGCGGCUUUGAGCAGACAUUCUCAGUCUGGUACGGCCAUGUGGUGAAGAGGGAACAGUUAGGACCGCAUGACUGGCUGUCCACGCCUGUGCCCAGCGGGCAGCACUGGCUCCUGGUGAAUAGCCUGGAGCCCGAGACGGCCUACCAAUUUAGCGUCCUGGCCCAGAACAAGCUGGGGACGGGGCCCUUCAGCGAGGUCGUCACUGUGAACACACUAGUAUUUCCUAAAAGUACCCCAGAACCACUGGUGCUGCUUACCCCACCACGGUGCCUCACAGCCAACCGGACACAGCAGGGAGUCCUACUCACAUGGAUCCCUCCAGCCAAUCACACGUCGCCAAUUGAUCACUACAUCAUGGAGUUUCGCCUUGGGGAGAAAUGGGAUGUUCUUGAUGAUGCAAUCCCUGCUGGAGAGACCGAGCUUUUGGCUAGAGACCUGAUUCAGGAGGCCUGGUAUGAGUUCAGAGUUAUGGCAGUUAUGGAAGAUCUUAUCAGUGAGCCCAGUAAUAUUGUUGGAGUCUCCAGCACAGAGUACUUUCCGCCUCCCGAGGUGCCAGAAGAGGGUCUGGCUCGGCCGGUAGUGGCAGGCAUUGUGGCCACCAUCUGUUUUCUGGCAGCAGCGAUCCUCUUCAGCACGCUUGCAGUUUGCUUCGUCAACAAACAGAGACGCCGCAAGCUGAAGAGGAGACGAGAUCCCCCUCUGUCUGUAACACAUUGUAGAAAAAGCGUGGAGACUCCGAGUCCUCUUACCCCACUGCCUGGCAUUGAACCCUACUUUGAAGGGCAGGAGAGGAGCAGCUACAGGCCCCCGCCCUCCAGUCCUCUAUCAUCUGGAAAGUUAAGUCCAGAGAGUGUCCGCUCCAUGGGACCACCUUCAGAGUCUUCAGAGGAUGGUUCACGAGCUAAGAAGAGUCCUGCCAAGGAAAAGGAACUGUCCUUAUACAAGAAGACCAAGAGAGCAAUAAUUAGCAAGAAAUACAGUGUCUCGAAACAUGAGGCAGAGGCCACCACACCUAUUGAAUUGAUCAGCCGUGGUCCGGAUGGUCGAUUUGUCAUGGAUCCAACAGAUAUGGAGAGUCCAGUUAAGGCACGGCGCAUUGAGGGCUUUCCAUUCGUGGAGGAGUCUGACCUGUACCCUGAAUUUCGACAGUCAGAUGAUGAGAAUGAUGAUCCGGGGCCGAUGCCACCUAUGAUGGCUACCCUCAGACCCCAUCAUAUCUCCCCCAUCUCCUCAAGCCAGGACUCUUACUUGCAGCCCCCUGCCUACAGUCCUCGCUUCCAGAGGCCCAUGGAAGGUUUGACUAUCAUGGAGACCAGUCGCCUCCAGGCUACAGGACAGAUCCGUGGUGCUCCUCACUUCCGAGCUUUUUCCCAUGGCCAGUUCUACAGCUAUUUGGGAAGUCCUGGGGAACCUGAGCCUCCACCUCCUUUCUACAUGCCAGAAACCAGCCCACUCAGCUCAGUAAUGUCUUCACCCCCUUAUCACUUCGAAGGCCCGUUUGGACAUCCCGCCAUCCCAGAGGAAGUUGGUGAGGGAGAGAUUCAGCAUUAUGCAGUCUCUGGCUACACCCUUCCCUUGGCACACCCUUCCUCACGCUCUCCAGACAUCUGGCAGCGACCUGAAUUCUCAUUUGCCACAAUUGAGGGCCCUCAUUUUAUUUUUCCACCCCCGCACCCUUUGCAUUUUCAUCCAGAACCUCCCCUUCCUCCCCCUCUUGUUCUUCCUCCUAGUGCCCUCCAGGUAUCUCCUUACCCUGGUAUCCUGCAGCUGGAGGCCCCAAAGAGCCGCCCAGGCAAGUCUCCCAGCAAGGUCAAGCCUCAGGGCCUUCCAGCCAAGCGUUUACCUAUGCAAGAGGCACAGAGUCUAGGGCAGCUAAGACACACAAGCCACGGUAUGGGUGUACCGGUAUUGCCUUACCCUGACCCAGUGUCUCACAUGGUUGGCCCAAGCUCAUUGGGAAGCCUGGACACCCGAUGGUACGAGCUGACACCAAGGCUUAGCCCCAGGCAGCCCCGAAGGAUGGAACCCAGCAUGGUUGUUCUCCAGCCAUCCCGCCUCUCACCUCUAACCCAGAGCCCCAUCAGCUCUCACGAAGGCUCACCAGAGAUUGUAGUGCGACCCAGGCCCCGCCCCAGUGUCAUUCAACCGCAGAUUCCUCCUGAGAUGUCUGAGAUCACCCUCCAACCUCCUUCUUCUGUUAGCUUCUCUAAGGGGUCCUCUCCCUCCUCGUCUCCCGCUCAAGGCCAAGGCAGCCGAAGAGCAAGUCCCAGCUACCGAUCCCACAUGGCGUAUGCCACCUCAGCAACAAGCUAUCCGUCACAGUCCCCUUCACCUCCUGUAGAAAGCAGCAACAUUUUUGGGCAGAUGCCAACCCAGAGGAGGACUGAGGAGGAGAUUCUUCCGUCAGAACCCUCUCCACCACAGUUAUCAGCUUCAGGAAAACGUCGAGGUGCAUCAAGUGGCUCUGCAGGGUCUGAGAGGAUAGAAGCACUCAGAUAUCAACGAGUGAAAAAAGUCAAGAAAGUCGGAGUCAACAAUAACAACUCCAAGAGCAGACAAAAGACGGGUGUGCCCGCCUCUCAGACCCAGCAGCCCCACACCUCUCAGGUCCUCCAGCCAGAAGAAGCUCUCUACCUCCGCAAGAAGAAGAAAAAGCUGACCCGCCAGGACCCGUACACCCGCUUCUCCGCUCUGCUGUACCGCCGUCCGCCCCAAGAAGACCAGAAGGCCAUUUUGGCAAGCAUGGACACGGCAGACCCAGACCAUGCCACUCUUCUCUAAAGUCCAAAAGAGAACAGGCCGCCCUCUCUGAGCUCCUUACACCAUCUUUAUGUCCACACCUGACUCCAAUGGUUGACUUUCUUUACUCUUACUAAGUCACAACAUAAUGCUGGUCGAAAGCGUUCCAGCAAGGUUUUGCUACAGUCCAUAUACCUCACAUUUGAAUGGAUUGGUAUUUAGCAGCUUUAAAGAGGAUUUCGUUUCUCAUUACAUGGUUGUCAAGCCUCUCUUUUAUUCUGCAGGCAUGUCAAUAAUAUCUCGUGGUUGAUCACAGGGUUAGUACAGAUAUACCUCAGAUUCACCUAAAGCUUAGCAGCUCAAACACAGAUCGGAUUUUUUUAUUCAGAACUUACCACAAUGCACAUCUUUAACAUAUUUGCGUUAACCAUACAAGAUGGAUGUGGAUUCAAAUUUGCAUUCGACAUAAUGUCCUUUAUUUAUAUUCGCACCAUAAUUAUGGUAAAGGUAGUACAGGUGUACAAAAUAAGCAUUGUGUGAGUGGAUGUAAGUGCGUGUCUAUAAUUUCUCCCUGAGGAAUAUGAUGAAAUUACAAUGGUUUUAUAUUACAGGAAAUUAUAUCAAUUCUCUUUUACAAAGCACAAUGAUUCAUGUAUCUGCUAAGGCUGUAGGAAAGACAGAUGUAGGGGUAUGGCAGCCAUUUGAGAAACCAUUAAAAUAUUCAUUUCUAUUUUUCUUUUUGAUAACAUAGAAGAUCUUUUGAACAAGCACUGGAGCAAAACCUUGUUGACCGCUGCACCGUAUAUAUAUCUCUUUUUUAUAUAUAUAAAGCUAACCUCACUUCUCUUGGUUUUCAAGUCCUAUUUAAAACGUACUAUAGUAAUGCCAAAAAUACUACAGCUUCCUAAUCAAUAAGACAAUAUGUGUACUGUACUGUGAGGAGGAUAGGAUUUUGUGCCAUAAUAUACUAUAGUAUUUUUGUCAUUUACAAUGCGAUGCCCCCUUACUUUUAAAAAGGCAGCCUUAAACGGGCUCACAUUCAUAAGAUUUGUUUCUGUUUCACUAAACAAAACUGAAAUUUACUGCCUUUGUGGGCUACUGUAGAGCCUUUUGUUUUUUUGGUCUCUCUCCUCUGUCAAGAUCUCUUUGGGAUGAGAGGGCUAUUCCCAGCGGCCAAAGGUUUCUAUUGUGUUUCUAUCAUCCAACGGUGCUUCUUUUCUACAGAUAGACAUGUAUUUUCAUUGUCUUACCAGACAUAACUAUACAUAUAGUGUGCUAGCCAUUGUCAAAGGGGGACAUUAUGGCCGUCAGGAGACCAGUGGCAUGAUCUGUAUGUCUUAUAACUUCUACAGAUGUACAUUCAGCUCAACGGUGGGCUUGUACGUUUGAAAAUGUCUCAAAUAUGUGGCUGAACGGUGGACUUUUAUCAAGUGGGUUAUUAUGACUUUAUAGUGCGUGGUUCCCUCCCAGUGGCCAACCUCCACAUUAUAGGCAUUUUACCAGCCUAUACGUAAGGUGCUAUCAAACUUAUGAAGUCUUCAGAGUGUACUAAUAUUAAUAUUGCUUUAUGUGAUCUUCCGGCAGAUAAUGGCUGCUGCUUAUCUCCUGAACACCUCAGUAUUGGAUGUUUUAGGAUUUUAAUACCAUCCUGCAUCUGUUAUUGAUAAGCCUUCCGCUGUCUGCUGUGAUAUCUUGUGAGGUCAUCAGACGAUAUAUCAACAUUCAUACUUGAUUGUAUCUGUGUGCUGAACGUUAGCAUCGGGUUUGUGUUUUUAGCUGUGGAGUUGUUAAAGGAGUAGUCCACUUAAAAGAUGGGGCCCAUUGACUUAACAUAGUAUUUUUUUCCUACUAUGAAAAGUCAAUGGACCCCAUCUUUAAAGUGGACUACUCCUUUAAAGGGAAGCUAUGUGAAAACUGGCACACACAUGCGAUGAUGAUUUUGUUACAGUCGCGAUGUACUGUAAUCUCCGCUUAUAUGAGACCAGCGCAUUAAGUGCUCCUUUUUAAGUAUCAUCAUUUUUUUUUUGCCUUGGAUCAAGUGAAUUGAUUUUUAAGAAUGACGCCAUCUUCAGCUUGUAGAGAUUUUAUUUUGCAUUGUGGUAUGAGAGCUGUUCAGACCCUCCAACCAUUUGUGUGUUGCGUGAAUCGAUGGCUUGAAAUUUCGAGCGCAGACUUGAUUCGUGUACUUGUUGUUUCAUUUGUAAUUCAAGUAACCACAUUAGAUGAGACCUACUUACUAAAGUUAGGUAUUUUAUGUGUGUGCAACAACACACUAUUAGAUAAAUAGAGACAACUGAUGUUGUAGAUGUGCUGAAGUAUUUUUGAUCCAUUUCACUGGCAAAUAUGGUGCUUUCUAAAAAGAUAUAUAACUAUUUAAUUACCUUAAUAUUGUGUUCUUUUUUAUUUCAAGCUUCAUACGAAAGAGUAAUAUCAAAAUGAAUAUCCAAAAUGCUAGGAAUGUACUGUAAUAUUUGUAAAUAUAUAUAAUAUAAUAGCAUAUAUUGCACAAUGUAUUAUAAAAUUUUAGUAAUUUUGAAUAAAUUGGCCAAUAUAUGCACUCAUCGUAAUAUAUUGAUAGAAAACAUAUUGUCAUAUUUUGGAUUCAGUUUCUAAUGCUAUCGUCUGUUCGUUUUUCACGAUGGCUGGAAUGCAUGAGAGCAUUUUUGAGCCAAGAGAGCUUAACGUGUCAGUCCAUGUUGAAUUCACCUUCACUUUAAAUUUGCAACUUUUUUUUUUAAAGAGCUAACAGUGGAAAGUUUGAAUCUGGGAAAGCUGUCUAAAGCUACAAGAUUAUCAGUCUAGCUUGAAUUCAACAUUGCGGGUGACUUUGUAGCAUCAAUUGUUGAACAGAUUGUCUGGCUUUAAUGAGCUGUAUUGAGAUUUUGGGAGGUUAUUAGUGCUAACUUGAUUUGGAUCAUAGGCAAUGUAAAAUGAGAUUUAUUGUACGAUUGUUGCAUUUCAGUAGCAUUAUAGAUAUGGUAGAGAUUCAUUCAGGCAUUAGUUUUAUUAUUUAUUUUAUUGUACCAAUUUUUAUAUCUACGAAUUAAAACUUAUUACUUUUGUCAAUACAUCUCAAGAUACGCAUUUUUCCAUUUCAUUUCAUUUUUAAGGUGCAUCAUUUUUAAUAAAAGCAUCUUAGUAAA
Molecule: messenger RNA, 7736 nt
Organism: Misgurnus anguillicaudatus (oriental weatherfish)
Lineage: Eukaryota; Metazoa; Chordata; Actinopteri; Cypriniformes; Cobitidae
Gene: igsf9bb
Product: immunoglobulin superfamily, member 9Bb
Cellular component (GO): neuron projection
Molecular function (GO): protein binding
Source: RefSeq, a predicted model, not a curated record